UGAUGCACCAGGCAGAUGUUCAGCGCUCAUCAUCUACCACAGCUUGACUGCAGUCUCAGCACAAUUUGUCUUCAGCACUCCCCUAAAGUUCAGGUACGCCCUCUGCUCGAGUGUGUGUCGGUGUGGUCGGAGCGUGCUCGCGUGUGUUCAUGCGUGUUGGAAGCAGGUGGAUGACGGAUGCGUCUGCAAGCUCUCUGCUUUUCGUGAGUCCGGAGCAUUCUGGAUAUAAUUCCUCCCCUUUGGAUACGGACACACAUCAGGACGACCGCCGUCAAACAUCCCGGUGGUCGUCAUAGCAACAGUCACACUGCAGGACUGCGAGCCAAAAUUUCAGUCAGAACGUCUACAUCUGAAAUUCAUUACAAAGAUGAAAAAUGUUUCAUCUGUUCUGGGAUUUUCCACUGAGGAGACAUUAAGACAGGGGAAUGUGGACGCAGGAGAGAACGUGUCUCCGUCUCCUGCACGAUUCCCUGUGAACCAGCAGCUUCCAUCCUAAAGAGCAGAGAAGCAUUUACUGCCCGUAACCGGUAGGAUGGUAGCAGGGGAAGUGAGUGGGCACAGCUUCCUGGUGGCAUGCUGGCAGCCCAUUCUAAUCUUAAUGCUGGGCACAGUGCUGUCUGGCUCUGCCACGGGCUGCCCAUCACGCUGCGAGUGCAAUGCUCAGGAGCGUUCUGUCUUGUGCCACCGCAAAAAGCUGAUGUCCAUUCCAGAGGGAAUCCCAUCUGAAACACGACUUCUUGACCUCAGCAAAAAUCGAAUCAAAACCAUCAACCCAGAUGAGUUCUCCACCUUCCCGCAGCUGGAAGAGCUGGAGCUCAAUGAAAAUACCAUCUCGACCAUCGAGCCAGGGGCCUUUAACAACCUCUAUGGCCUGCAGACUCUGGGACUGCGCAGCAACAAGCUGAAGCUAAUUCAGCUGGGAGUGUUCACGGGCCUCAGUAACCUAACAAAGCUAGACAUCAGUGAAAAUAAGAUCGUAAUUCUGCUGGACUACAUGUUCCAGGACCUCUACAACUUGCGCUCUCUGGAGGUUGGGGAUAAUGACCUUGUCUUCAUAUCCCACAGGGCGUUUCACGGCCUCAGCAGCCUGGAGCAGCUCACGCUCGAAAAGUGCAACCUGACCUCUGUCCCGACAGAGGCCUUCACGCACCUGCACAGCUUGGUCACGCUGCGCUUGCGAAACCUCAACAUCAACAGCAUCAGAGACUACAGCUUCAAGCGGCUCUACCGUCUCAAAGUGCUGGAGAUUGCCAACUGGCCCUACCUGGAUACCAUGACCACCAACUGCUUGUACGGAUUGAAUCUUACCUCCCUAAUCAUCACUAACGCUAACUUGACAUCAAUUCCGUAUUUGGCCUUGCGGCACCUGGUUUAUCUUCGUUUCCUAAACAUGUCCUACAAUCCCAUCCAGAUGAUCGAAGGCAACCGGCUCCAUGACUUGCUCAGACUGCAAGAGUUCCACCUGGUGGGCGGUCGACUGACAAUGAUUGAACCCUAUUCCUUCAGAGGACUGAACUACCUGAAGGUCCUCAAUGUGUCCAGCAACUCCCUUACCACCCUGGAGGAGUCUGUGUUCCAUUCGGUAGGGAACCUGGAGACCCUCGCCUUGUAUGACAACCCACUGGCUUGUGACUGCCGUCUGCUUUGGGUUUUCCGACGUCGCUGGAGGCUCAACUUCAACCGCCAGCAGCCGACUUGCUCCUCUCCCGAGUUCGUCCAGGGAAAAGAGUUCAAGGACUUCCCUGAUGUGCUGCAACCCAAUUACUUUACUUGCCGCAAGUCUAGGAUUCGAGACCGAAAACCCCAGCAGAAGUUUGUUGAUGAAGGCACCACCGUCCACUUUGUUUGCCAAGCAGAUGGAGAUCCGACCCCGGUCAUCAUGUGGCUUUCCCCACAAAAACAGUUCAUCACCAUGAAAACGAUAGGACGGCUCACUGUUUUCCCGGAUGGCACCUUGGAGGUGCGCUAUGCUCAGAUUCAGGACAAUGGGACAUAUGUGUGCAUUGCUAGCAAUGCUGGUGGAAACGACACCGCUUUGGCCCACCUGCACGUCCACAGUUACUCACCAGACUGGCCCAACCAACCCAACAAAACCUUGGCGUUUAUCUCCAACCAACCCAACGACAACGGAGCCAACGGAACAAGAGCAACAGUGCCGUUCCCAUUUGAUAUAAAGACGCUAAUCAUCGCCACCACAAUGGGUUUCAUCUCCUUUUUGGGUGUGGUUCUGUUCUGCCUUGUUCUGCUCUUUCUUUGGAGCAGAGGCAAAGGCAACAGCAAACACAACAUUGAGAUAGAGUAUGUCCCACGCAAAUCGGACGCUGGGAUGAGCAGCAGCGGCGCCGAUGCCCCUCGGAAAUUUAACAUGAAAAUGAUAUAAUCCAGCCAGGGAGCUCAAAAAACCCUUUCAAAACCAGACUCGUAAAGACAAAAACAAGAGAUUCCCUGCCUGAACAACCUCUGGCUCUGACGAGCUCCCCAUAGAGGAGGGGUGUUCUUCCCCCUUUCUAAAGAUGGAUGUGCGGCACAGGGGUCGGUGCUUUUGUUCAAUAUUGAACAUGGGAGGGGGAAAAUGUCCUCAUGCGCACUCCUCUGUGAUGGCCGCUUAAACUCAGCCUACGGGGACCAAUAUGUUUCAGAGAGGAUUUUGUUUUAAAACACUUUAGUUCCUUUGGAUUUUUAUGGGCAAAAAAAAAAAAACAUGGAAAAAAAGGAAAAACCGAACCUCCGAAAUGUUUUGUGUCGACCUCCAGAAUGCAAAGGCAGAGCAUCCUUCUCCCUGCUGUCCUGCUGCCUGCAUCCUUUUUGUUUGUUUGUUUAACCCAUUCUUUUCUCGUUUUCUACUGAAUAGUUUUAUGAGAGAAUAACAGUAGAUAAUUCAGGGUGAAAAGCACAUUUAACAAACCUUACAGCUGCCCAAAUUCGUCUUCCACAUUGUGUCUAACAACAGAAUGUGGAAUAAAACAUUUCUAUUCCUGCCAUAGAGAAAUAUGUGUAUAGUACAACUUUCACAGCGCAUUUCUUUCUUUGUAUCUGUUAUCUGCUGUUUGGUUCUCUUUUCGAAUUCGGAUUUUAAUGCACUUGUUGGAUAAGCCGAGGGAAUUUUAUGACUCAAGCAUCUGGAUAAACAAGUACAGGUUGUUUAUUGUUGGAUUAAUGGCUAGGCAAGUGAAAGCAUCGGUAAUUAUGUGACUUUUGUUGUGUGUUUUGCUUUACGUAGAAAUGAUCGCUGAAGCCUGCAGUGAGCAUUUCUGUAGUGCCUGGUCAGGUUUAAACCCAUUUAGCGGCACUGCAGCAUCGCAUUUUUAUAUAACAAACCCAUUCCAAGUCACUUGAGAAGCUACACCGAGAAUGUAUAGCUAUCUCAGAGUGUGUAUGUGCGAUAGCGAGCGAGCUCCUAACAGAAUCAAUCAUUUCAUCGAAAGGUGAGAGUGUUAAUAUGCUCGACAGCACUCAAUCACCUUCACCUGCGGCUGCCGUUGGGUCUCACACAUGUCUCAUGCUCUCAGAUCUGUCUCAUGGGUCUUACACCUGUCUUACGGUCUCGCGUCUAUCAAACGGUCUUAGUCUUAGACCUGUCUUAGAUCAAUUUUUCUUUACAUUAUAUAAAGCGUCAGUACCCAAAGAAACGGUUUUAAAAACACCCAGCACAACGAAGGACUCCGACCGUGCUGGUUUGGUUACGAAGACAGAUGUCUACAUGUACAAGGGGAAUUCGGUGAGGAGGAGCGCUCUAGGAUAACAUCGUUUCGCCACUGUUUCCACGGGAGGUAGGCUUGUUUUACGCUGAAAAUAGAGUACAGUUGCGCAGUCCUAGAUAGAGACCGGUUAAAACGGACUGGUUUUUGUGCUGAAAUGCAACGGUUAAAUGAAUUCGCUCCACAGUCCAGCUGUGUUUUAAAUGUGCGUUUAAUCUGGGCCAAGCAGGGCAGGUGAUUUCUGUGCAAGGACACUGAGCUGUGUUUAUGCACUGGAUUUUGCUUGGGUCUAGAUGGGUUUCGCCUCACUAAGUGGUUUCUACUGCUGACUGGGGCUGCAGAUGGAGAAUUUGCACAGAUGGUUUAACCCUUACUGAUCCACUUUAUCGUUAAUCCGACACAUGCACACACACACACACACCUGAAUCUUUCUCUGAUCCUCUGCCUCUGUGGUCUACCUGCUGUUUUCAUUCUAUUAUGUCGAAUAAAUCUUUAUAUGACCUC
Messenger RNA from Puntigrus tetrazona (Sumatra barb), 4202 nucleotides. RefSeq names its product leucine rich repeat and Ig domain containing 1a (gene lingo1a). The record is from RefSeq and is a predicted model, not a curated record. The transcript has 5 exons. Gene Ontology annotation, cellular component: plasma membrane. Lineage: Eukaryota; Metazoa; Chordata; Actinopteri; Cypriniformes; Cyprinidae. Bases 533 to 2380 code for a protein of 615 amino acids. Gene Ontology annotation, molecular function: protein binding.